AUGGCAUCUUCUCAUUCAGAGAUACCAAGCUACGCAAGAUUCGCAGAGUUUUCGGCAUCCGACCCAGAACUCACAAUCUUUAGAAGUUUUCAGGUCCUCGCCUCGAGAAACUUACUGUACCUCCAAUCAGCCAUGCUCGAGAUCGAAAACGAGAUGCGCGAGCUAGACGAAGAGGAUGCCCGGGACAUGAUGAACCUGGAGGUCCUACUCUCCACCAAAUGCUGGGAGACCUUCUCAGCAAGAGCAAAGGAAAACUGCGAAAGAGAGGCUGCGAGAAUGAGACUUGUUGCUCGGCUGAAGGAGACUAGUGAGGAUUAUUAUGAAGCUCUCUUGCUCCAAAGCCAAGUCAUGAAGUUUCCCAAGCCCAAUGAUCGUGUCUUUCGAGUUUUUCGGGGCUGGUUCGAGACCGAGCAGCCCUUUGUCGGCUACGGGACAGACCUCCUCAGCCAAAGGAGCGAUUUCAUCGCUCUUAGCCCGUCAAAUGAGACGGACUUCCUCACCAGAUCUCUUCCAAGCUUGGCUGGAAGGUAUCUGCCGGGUUCACGGCACGAAACAAUGGGGGAUGUCAAGUACUACUCCGCUCGUCACGUCACCCGCCUCGUCACAAUAAUCACCGUCCUCGCCGCCUCUCUCGUGAUACAAGCCGCCAUCAUCACCCUCUACCUCCUCCGCAACGAGGCCCUGCGCCUCUGCAUGAUCGCCGUCUUCACCAGCGUAUUUGCAGCCAGCUUGGCCGUCAUGACGGAUGGUAGGAGGACAGAUAUAAUCUUAGCAACGGCAGCAUGUGCAGCAGUUUUGGUAGCCUUUGUCGCACAGGAUUGA
Messenger RNA from Colletotrichum phormii, 822 nucleotides. RefSeq lists its product as uncharacterized. Lineage: Eukaryota; Fungi; Ascomycota; Sordariomycetes; Glomerellales; Glomerellaceae. The transcript has 3 exons. Bases 1 to 822 code for a protein of 273 amino acids. The record is from RefSeq and is a predicted model, not a curated record.